UCCAUCUAGAGGCGAGAAGCGAGGGGUGGGGACUAGAUACCUCCACUGUUGAGAUCUGCAGUAAAGGCUGUGUUGGGGUGGUUUGCCACGAAUUUAUAGCCAAUCCAUCGAAGGAAGCCUGUGAGGAAAAAACGAGGGUGCACCUUGGACCCAGAUUUGGAAGCUGUGCAGGCUAAGGGCGAUACAGAACGAUGGCUGAUUUAAUGGAGUUGGAUAUGGCUAUGGGUGACAGCAAGGCAGCUGUGGGCCAGUGGCAGCAGCAGUCCUACCUGGAUUCUGGCAUCCAAUCUGGGGUCACCACCUCUGCCCCCUCUCUGAGCGGGAAGGCUAACCCCGAUGCCGAAGAAGACCCAGGGCUGUAUGACUGGGAGUUCAACCAGCCUUUCACACCUGAGCCCACAGACACGGAGGGAUAUGCUAUGACUAGGGCCCAGCGUGUGCGGGCUGCCAUGUUUCCCGAGACCCUGGAGGAGGGGCUGCAGAUGCUGCCCACCCAGUGUGACGCUGCCCACCCCAGUGCCGUGCAGCGGCUGGCCGAGCCGUCUCAGAUGCUGAAGCACGCCGUGGUCAACCUGAUCAACUACCAGGACGACGCCGAGCUGGCCACACGGGCCAUCCCUGAGCUGACCAAACUGCUGAACGACGAGGACCAGGUAGUGGUGAACAAGGCUGCCGUCAUGGUGCACCAGCUGUCAAAGAAGGAGGCGUCGCGCCACGCGCUGAUGCGCUCUCCUCAGAUGGUGUCAGCCGUGGUGCGCGCCAUGCAGAACACCAACGACGUGGAGACUGCCCGCUGCUCCGCCGGGACGCUGCACAACCUGUCCCACCACCGCGAGGGCCUGCUCGCCAUCUUCAAGUCCGGGGGCAUCCCUGCCCUCGUCAAGAUGCUGGGCUCCCCUGUGGACUCUGUGCUGUUCUACGCCAUCACCACCCUCCACAACCUGCUGCUGCACCAGGAGGGGGCCAAGAUGGCGGUGCGUCUGGCCGGAGGCCUGCAGAAGCUGGUGGCCCUGCUCGCCAACACCAACGUCAAGUUUCUGGCCAUCACCACCGACUGCCUGCAGAUUCUGGCUUAUGGCAACCAGGAGAGCAAGUUGAUCAUCCUGGCCAGUGGGGGUCCUCAAGCUCUGGUCAACAUCAUGAGGACCUUCACUUAUGAGAAGCUGCUGUGGACCACCAGCAGAGUGCUCAAGGUCCUCUCUGUCUGCUCCAGCAACAAGCCUGCUAUUGUGGAGGCCGGAGGCAUGCAGGCUAUGGGGCUCCAUCUGACAGACCCAAGUCAGAGGCUGGUCCAGAACUGCCUCUGGACGCUCCGCAACCUCUCUGACGCUGCCACCAAACAGGAGGGGAUGGAGGGCCUGCUUGGGACUCUGGUCCAGCUCCUGGGCAGUGAUGACAUUAACGUGGUUACCUGUGCUGCCGGCAUCCUCUCCAACCUGACCUGCAACAACUACAGCAACAAGCUCAUGGUCUGCCAGGUGGGUGGUAUCGAGGCCCUGGUGCGUACUGUGCUGAGAGCCGGGGAUAGAGAAGACAUCACAGAGCCGGCCGUUUGUGCCCUCAGACACCUGACCUCCCGCCACCAGGAUGCAGAGAUGGCCCAGAAUGCCGUGCGGCUGCACUACGGCCUGCCUGUGGUGGUCAAGCUGCUGCACCCGCCCUCCCACUGGCCACUAAUCAAGGCCACCGUGGGUCUGAUCCGUAACCUGGCGCUGUGCCCGGCCAAUCACAGUGCUUUGCGGGAACACGGAGCCAUCCCCCGAUUGGUUCAGCUGCUGGUAAGAGCCCACCAGGACACACAGAGACGCACCAGCAUGGGAGGAAACCAGCAGCAGUUUGUGGAGGGUGUGCGCAUGGAGGAGAUAGUGGAGGGAUGCACCGGAGCUCUGCAUAUCCUGGCCAGGGACGUCCACAACCGCAUUGUCAUUAGAGGACUCAACACCAUUCCACUGUUUGUACAGCUGCUCUACUCCCCAGUAGAGAACAUUCAGCGUGUGGCAGCCGGCGUGCUCUGUGAGCUGGCCCAGGAUAAGGAGGCGGCAGAGGCCAUCGAGGCAGAAGGUGCCACGGCCCCGCUCACGGAGCUGCUGCACUCGCGCAACGAGGGGGUGGCCACGUACGCCGCCGCCGUGCUGUUCCGCAUGUCUGAGGACAAACCGCAGGACUACAAGAAACGCCUGUCUGUGGAGCUCACCAGCUCUCUGUUCAGGACGGAGCCCAUGGCGUGGAACGAGACAGGGGACCUGGGUCUGGACCUGGGGACACAGGGUGACCCUCUGGGCUACAGACAGGAUGAUGGAGCCUACCGUGCCUACCCUGCUGCCUAUGGACAGGACUCCCUGCUGGACCCCAUGAUGGAGGGUGGCGAUUACCAUGGCGAUGCCCUGCCCGACCUGGGUCACCAUGGCGAUGCCUUGCCUGACCUGGGCCAUUCCCAGGACCUGAUGGACAGCAGCCAGCUGGCCUGGUUUGACACUGACCUGUAAAAUAGCUGUAGUUGGGAUCAAGCUGCGUCAUGAUUGGCCUCUAUCAUCUGCAGCUGUGUUGUGAUUGGCCAGUGGAGUUGCUGAAGGUUGGAGAGAGAGAGAGCAUUGAUCUUGGAAAGUGCCUGACACAUGAUGAAUACACACAAAUUUGGUUACCGUGGAAAAGUAAGCGGAAGUUGUGGGGAUGAGGAUGAUGAGGGAGAGAACACUAGGAGGGUUAUGAAGCUGAAUGCUUAGACUAAAGACUGCACAGGAGGUGGAUCUAUAGAUGGAAUCACAAAUGUAUUAUUAGCCUUGCCUAUUUUCUUUAUAGUGGUUCUUUUUCUACUUUAUUGUUAUUGUUUUUUACUCAGUCUCUGUUAAGGUACUGAUUCAGCUUGCCUUGGCUCUCACAAUCAUUCAUUUCUCUGAAUCAUUUUAUACAUUUUUAUUUUAAAGUAUGUUAUGUAGCGUUAAGUUAUAGUGGUAUACCAAACGUUCCCUUUGUUUUGUCACGUGUAGAACACUAAUACUCAGUUGAAUCUUACUCUUAACAUGUUUUUACAAUAUCAGAAAAUGGAGAAUUAUGCAUACAUGCUUGUUAAAGCAUAACUAAUAUCAGUGUCACUACUGUCCUAGAAAGUUGGGUGUGGGAAGGAGCGUAGAAAUAGUGUUUUUAUACUUUCAUGGUAGGUUAACAAAACUAUUUUGUAUGCUAUCAUUGGCCGUCUAAACAGUUGUAUACUGGUCCAAUAAAAACAUGUUUUAUGUGCUAUCAGUGGUAGCUAGGUGAAUAAAACGGUUGUUGUCUGCUGUGCUUAUUUUAGACACAUGGUUAUGACACAGCUGACCAAUAAAGUGACAUUUUAUUUGAA
Molecule: messenger RNA, 3340 nt
Organism: Osmerus eperlanus (European smelt)
Lineage: Eukaryota; Metazoa; Chordata; Actinopteri; Osmeriformes; Osmeridae
Product: catenin beta-1-like
Exons: 16
Coding region: 192-2486 (764 amino acids)
Biological process (GO): cell-cell adhesion; positive regulation of transcription by RNA polymerase II; canonical Wnt signaling pathway
Cellular component (GO): cytoplasm; catenin complex; nucleus
Molecular function (GO): cadherin binding; protein phosphatase binding; transcription coactivator activity
Source: RefSeq, a predicted model, not a curated record